UUUAUAAGUAAACAAAAAAGAUCGCCUUUUUGGUUGCAGAUCCAUACUAAGAAAACAUAGUUUUCUUUUCUGCUAUAGGAACGGGUUUCCCUCCGCUUUCCGGCUAUGAUCAAGUUUUAAGGGUUUUCUUCAAAACCUUAAUUACUUGCAUAUUGCUCUCUUUCUGGGAAGCUUCUGGGUGUACCUACGAAUCACUAGGACAAUACGACGUUUCCAAAUUUAGAAGUUGUCGCUAGAUAUUAUUGGGAUUGAUUGGAUAAAGCUUCUAGAAAUGGAAAGUUCCAAGGAGAAGAGAGCGGAGAAGAGAGGGUACGAGCUGGUCGACAGUGUCGAUCCAGAGCAUCUAUCCCAAUCAAAGAAGCCAAAACUACCUGGUUUGGCCAGUGUAAUCGUGGAGGCUUUGAAGGUGGAUAGUUUGCAAAGACUUUGCUCAUCUUUGGAACCUCUUCUCAGGAAAAUUGUUAGUGAAGAAGUGGAGCGUGCAUUGGCGAAACUGAGCCCUGUUAAACUGGUUGGAAAUGGAAGAUCUCCACCGCCAAGCAUUGAAGGGCCGGGGGCAAAGAAUCUGCAGCUUCAUUUCAGAACAAGAAUGCCACCACAUUUGUUCACUGGCGGGAAGGUUGAGGGAGAGCAAGGCGGAGCCAUUCAUGUUGUGGUGGUAGAUCCUAACACAGGCCAUGUGGUCCAAACUGGACCAUUAUCGGUUGCGAAAUUGAACAUUGUUGUACUUGAAGGCGAUUUUAAUGAGGAGUCUGAUGAUGAAUGGACACAAGAACACUUUGAAAGCCAUGAAGUAAAGGAGAGGGAGGGGAAAAGGCCACUUCUAACUGGAGAUUUGCAGGUUAUAUUGAAGGAAGGGGUGGGAACCUUAGGAGAUCUUUCUUUCACUGACAAUUCUAGUUGGAUAAGGAGCAGAAAAUUCAGGCUUGGCAUUAAGGUGGCUUCUGGUUGUUGUGAGGAGAUCCGUGUUCGUGAGGGCAAGACUGACGCGUUUGCUGUUAAAGAUCAUAGAGGAGAAUUAUACAAGAAACACUAUCCACCUGCUUUGCAUGAUGAGGUUUGGAGACUGGAUCGUAUAGCAAAGGAUGGGGCACUGCACAAAAAAUUGAUUCAAGCAAAUAUAGUAACUGUGGAGGAUUUCCUUCGUCUUCUAGUCAGGGACCCUCAGAAGUUGAGAAGUAUACUUGGUAGUGGAAUGUCCAAUAGAAUGUGGGAGAACACUGUGGAGCAUGCCAAGACAUGUGUCUUGGGUGGUAAGCUGUUUGUGUAUUAUACCAAUGAGACCACUGAUGUCGGUAUUGUGUUCAAUGAUAUAUAUGAGCUGAGAGGCCUUAUAACUGAUGGUCAGUUCUACUCUUUGGAAUCACUUACACCAAAUCAGAAGAUGUCUGUAGAUUCAUUGGUGAAGAAGGCUUAUGAAAAUUGGAACCAAGUUGUUGAAUAUGAUGGCAAGGUUUUAAGUUCUCUUACAAAUUCCAAAAGUGGAUCGAGAACUGCAGCUCAACCUACAGUACAUCACAAUAACCAUGUCACAGAACAUCAGUAUGCUUCUGCGAAGAAUAGGCUGCAGUAUGUCUCGCCUGAACCAAACCAACACUUCCAAAUGCAAAACAACAACUCUUAUGCUGCUAAUUCGUCUGCAUUUGGGAAAAGUGAUAAUCAGAUUUUAGGGACAGCAUCAAAUGACUCCCAAUUAGCAUUGACUGGCAGCAUGAAUUACAUGGCAAGUCAAAAUCCUGCAGUUGAGGCUGCAUAUUUCCCGGGAGACUGGUCUCGACAGAGAAGUGGGCAAGGACUGGAAGACAUUGUGGCUGGAGAAAUCCGUCUUAGGAGUUCAGAGAUGCUAGAGAGUGAUGAUAUGCAGAGGUUGCUUAAGACACUUAAUGUUGGUUUUGGUCAUCCUAAUGAUGCUUGUUAUUCCUACAGUUUGCAGUAUGAACCUCAGACAUAUCAAACCUUUAGUGAGGAUCACACGAAGCCUUCAGGGAAGGCAGUGGUGGGAUGGCUCAAGCUCAAAGCUGCUUUAAGGUGGGGAAUAUUUAUCAGAAAAAGAGCUGCAGAAAGGAGAGCACAGCUCACUGAGUUGAAUUGAGUUUCAAGAGUCAUUUCAUUCAAUGCAUAUAGCACUUGAGAUAAAAAUGAUAAAGGACGUUGCUGCGUAAUGCAAAGUUAUUGGAGUCGUUGCUUGCCGACUAAACCUGGAACAAGAAGAAGCGUGUUGUGCUGUAUCAGAAUGAACCAUGCUUUAUCUAACUGGCAGUUUACAAUUUAGUUGGCGCACUGUGUUGUAAUGUUGUAACAUGAUCGCCCUCUAUUUAUGUGGGCAGUUUUCUGUUGUUAUUUUGUUGUGAUGUUUUUUUUUUUUUGGUUUCUUUAUCUUCUAUGCAUCAAAAAUUUGUAAUGUGACCUCGUAUGAUAAAUAAAAGGACUACAGCUAAUUUUUCAUUCAUGUUCAA
Molecule: messenger RNA, 2456 nt
Organism: Neltuma alba
Lineage: Eukaryota; Viridiplantae; Streptophyta; Magnoliopsida; Fabales; Fabaceae
Product: calmodulin-binding protein 60 E
Exons: 7
Coding region: 272-2092 (606 amino acids)
Biological process (GO): regulation of salicylic acid biosynthetic process
Cellular component (GO): nucleus
Molecular function (GO): sequence-specific DNA binding; DNA-binding transcription factor activity; calmodulin binding
Source: RefSeq, a predicted model, not a curated record